Messenger RNA from Callithrix jacchus (white-tufted-ear marmoset), 2381 nucleotides. RefSeq names its product CEA cell adhesion molecule 7 (gene CEACAM7). Gene Ontology annotation, cellular component: plasma membrane; cell surface. Gene Ontology annotation, biological process: signal transduction; regulation of immune system process. Gene Ontology annotation, molecular function: protein tyrosine kinase binding. The record is from RefSeq and is a predicted model, not a curated record. Lineage: Eukaryota; Metazoa; Chordata; Mammalia; Primates; Cebidae.
GAAAGUGCUCCUGCUCUGGGAGGAGGCUCAGCACAGAGGAGGAAGGACGGCAGAGCUGAGAGUCACAGCAGCCCUGACUAGAGCGUUCCUGGAGCCCAAGCUCCCCUACACAGAGGACAAGCAGGCAGCAGGGACCAUGGGCCCCGCCUCAGCCCGUCCCCGUAGAACGUGCAUCCCCUGGCAGGGGCUCUUGCUCACAGCCUCACUUCUAACCUGGAACCUGCGCACUGCUGCCCAGCCCAGUAUUGAAGCCGUGCCACCCAUUGUUGGGGAGGGGAAGGAGGUUCUUCUGCUUGUCAAUAACAUGUCCCAAGAUGUUUUUGGCUACAACUGGUACAAAGGGGAAAGGGUGGACAGCAACUAUCGGAUUAUAGGAUAUGCAAUAGAGACUCAAGUAUCUACCUCAGGGCCGGCACACAGCGGCCGGGAGAUAUUGUUCCCCAGUGCAUCCCUGCUGAUCCAGAGCGUCACCCCCAGCGACACAGGAAGCUACACCCUACACGUCAUACACAGAAACCUUACGAGCGAAGAAGUAUUCGGCCGAUUCGACGUGCAGGCGGCGCUGCCCAAGCCCUACAUCACCAGCAACAACUUCAACCCCGUGGAGAACGAGGAUGUUGUGGCUUUAACCUGUGAACCUGAGACUCAGAACACAACCUACCUGUGGUGGGUGAACAAUCAGAGCCGCCCCGUCAGUUCCAGGCUGGUGCUCUCCAGUGACAACAGGACCCUCAUUCUAAUCAGUGUCACAAGGAAUGACACAGGACCCUAUGAAUGUGAAAUACAGAACACACUGAGUGCCAGCCGCAGCGACCCAGUCACCCUCAAUGUCCGCUUAUCAGGCGGUCCUGUUGUCUCAGCUGGGACCACUGUCAGCAUCAUGACUGGAGUGCUGGCUGGGGUGGCUCUGAUAGCAGCCCUGGUGUAGUUUCUGCAUUUCAGGAAGACUGGCAGUUUGUAUUGUCCACCUGUAGACUGGACUGGACCCUGAAUUCUUCUUGUUCCUUCAAUCCUAUUUUCUCCUGUGGAAUCACUAAGUACAAGACCUGCUCUCUUCCUGAAGCCCUAUAAGCUGUAGGUGGACAACUCAACGUAAAUUUCAAGGGAAAACCCUCGUGCCUGAGAUGUGGCUCACUCAGAGCUCACCAAAACGUUCAACACUGUAACAAGAGAGACAAACUACCAACCGGGAUGAGAAGUUGAAGACUUCAUGCUGUGGACAGCUUUUCCCAGGAUGUCAGAACCGGAUGCCCCACCAUGAUGAGGUUCUUACUCCGCUCCAUUUUUUCCUGCUCAUGCCUGCGUCUUUAAUUUGGCAGGAUGAUGCUAUAACUGGGAUUUCACAGUCAGUGGCUUGUGCCUGUAAUUUGACAGAGUGUUGGAUCCAUCAUGUCAUCAUGUCAAACCCAAAUCUUUACUUGACCUAAGGGAUCCUUUAUUCCAUCCAAUGGCUGGCUUUCAACAACAUCCCUAAUACAACUGUUUUCUCAAAUGUACGGUGGUCCCUUUUAGCGUUGGACCUUAGACUCACCUGUUCUCAUCCCCGGUUUUAAUUUGACCCAGCCGUGGGAUAGAUAAUAGAUUUGCUCCCUGCUAGCUGAACAGGGAGGCGUUUGUGCAGUUGCGGACACUUUUUGUUGCACAUAGAUAAAUACAGCGGAUUUUAUAGAGGCUCAGUUGCAAAAAUUAACAGACAUGCUCCUUGGGUUCAAAUGGGUAGGCUCCUCAUGUGGCUCAUUCUUUUUGGUUUUGUUCAUGGGGACCCUGCCUAUGGAUCAUACCCCAAACCCUUGGUGUUAUCCCUCUCGAUUGUGUGCUGUAUUCUCUAAACACUUUAAAUGUUUGCAUGCAGCCAUCCAUCAAAUGUCAGAUAUUUUCUUUGGCUGAAAUGAUGAAAACUGGAAGAAAUGUGUGACAUGGGUUAUGUGUCAUAACCUAUGAAUGAGGGAAGUCCAAAAUGAUGGCAAUGACAGCAGUGUUAAUGCUUUAUAUUUUGUCAAACUCUCAUCUAGGUGAGAGCCUAGUGACUCCAGAAUGGGGCUCCAUUUGUAGGUGUUUAGUUCCAUGCUAAAUGCCACAUACACUGAAACAUUGAGGGAGCAGGCAGAUCCCAGAACAGACAAAGUUUUCCUAAAGACGGGAGAGUCCAGACCGUCCGAAUCAGCAUAGUAGGAAAGUCCUUUCUGCCUUAACUCUUAGAAAAAAGUAAUACGAAGUAUUUUGAAAUCGACCGAUCAAUUUCUUUCUAUUCUUCUGUUCCUGGAUUCCCAUUAGCCCACUAUUCUCCUAUUGUAUUGCCCAGUGAGAGCUAUCACUGUAUUUUGUAGAAUGGAAGCUGCCGUGGUUUGUGAAUCACAAAUAAAAGCCAAUUAGAUCUAUAA